Molecule: messenger RNA, 2846 nt
Organism: Mercurialis annua (annual mercury)
Lineage: Eukaryota; Viridiplantae; Streptophyta; Magnoliopsida; Malpighiales; Euphorbiaceae
Product: protein EARLY FLOWERING 3
Exons: 4
Coding region: 491-2602 (703 amino acids)
Biological process (GO): regulation of photoperiodism, flowering
Source: RefSeq, a predicted model, not a curated record
AGUUUCUCGUCCUAUCCGAAAGAAGGUCCCACACAUGAAGCACUUUAUGCUCUUUACCUUCUUAAUUAUAUGCUCUGGAUCUUCUUCUUCUCCACUUAUUCUUCUUCAAAAAAAAAAAAACCCUAAAAAUUGACCAAAAAUCCCUAACAAUUCAUCCUCUUAUCUUUAUUCUUCUGACAAAGUGCUGUAUUUUUAAUUUCAAUUUUUUAAACUUCUUUGACCUUCUUUUACUUCACUAUUAAUUUCUGUCUCAAGUUAUAAAAGUAGAACCCGCUUUUGGCAUCUGGGUCUUUCUGAUUUUUUCGGGUACUAAAGGGUUUCUUUACAUUGCUCAAAAAGUGCAGUUGGUUUUAAUUACUUUGGAGGUUUGGAUUAGGGUUUUUGUGGUGGGUUCAUGAGUGAGGCAAAUGGGUAAUUGAGGCUUUUUGGGGAUUUAAUUUGUUGAGUUGAUUGUGUUUUUGUGUGUGAGAGAGAUAGAUAGGUAGAGAAAAUGAAGAGAGGGAAAGAUGAUGAGAAGAUGACGGGGCCUAUGUUUCCCAGGCUACAUGUGAAUGAUACAGAGAAAGGAGGGCCAAGAGCACCUCCCAGGAAUAAGAUGGCUCUUUAUGAGCAGCUUAGUAUUCCUUCUCAAAGGUUUAAUGGUCAUGGUUCUUUGCCUCUUAAUCCAAGUAAACCUACCAACUUAGCUCCUGCAGCAUCCUCAAGCCAGGGGAGCGGCUAUGAGAGAAAUCUGCGCUUUCCACUUCAUGUUCCUUCUUCUACACCCUCUCAUGUGCCUGAGAAUCUCCAUGAUGGAGGAAACUUUAAUUCUACAUCACCACAAAUUGAGCAGAGGAAAAAGGCGGGAAAUGAAGAUGACUUCAGUGUACCUGUAUUUGUUCACUCUGGGAUGGACCAAACUCAUGGUAGAAGUCAGAGUGUCAAAGAUAGGGAGAAUACUUCUACCUUUAGCCAAAAUAAUUUGGGUCGUUCAGCAAUGCAAAUUGUUGGUGAUAAGGAUAAAAAGAAUAGUAGUUCUAGAGGUUCCAAUGUAAGACAGGAAGCAAGAGACCAGCGAGAGGCGUGUAUUUCAAGUAAGGAUCACUCAGCAAGUUUUCAAACUAAGGACAAUAUAGCCAGACCUGACAGUGCAUCUCCUAAUCCACAAAAUCCAUAUCAACCUGUUGCUAGUUUUAGUAGUUUGCGCGAAAAAGAUGUUUGUUUGCGACAAGAGGCUUCUGCUAUGUUGCAGGAAAAUGGUAGUUGUGGUGAAGGUGUUCCUGUAUUGACAAGGGAAACAGAGAGAGGAAAUGCUUCUCAGUCAAUAAGUGACUCGCAUUCGAGGGAGGAUCUCAGUGGUCCCGAUGAGCCUGAAAUUGACAGUGAACAUCAUGGAGAAAAGACUUAUAGGUCACUAAGAUUUGAAAAUGGCAACAAAUGUGAUGAUGUCUCUGAGACUUCCAUGGUGGAUUCUGUAUCAGCACUGGAUAUAUCUCCGGAUGAUGUUGUAGGACUAAUUGGUCAAAAACAUUUUUGGAAGGCAAGAAGGGCAAUUGUCAAUCAGCAGAGAUUAUUUGCAGUUCAAGUAUUUGAGUUGCAUAGACUGUUAAAGGUUCAACGACUUAUUGCUACAUCUCCGCAAUGUUUACUUGAAGAAAGUACUUAUCUGGGGAAGCCAUCUGUGAAGGACUGUCCUGCAAAGAAACUUCCUGCCGAGUAUGUGGUGGCACCGCCAAUGAAUGUUUCCAAGUUCAAAGAUGAUUCUGAGAAACCCAAUCACAAGUUGGAAUGCUCUGCAGAGAAUGCAGUUGGGAAGACAUCAUUCUCUAAAAGUGGUAGUCAGCCUUUAAAUUUUAUAGGCAACUCAACACCAGUUCCUAUGGCUGCUGAUCCCAAAAUGGCUCCUUUGUGUUUCCAUCAUUCACUUGGACAUCAAUGGCUGGUUCCUGUAAUGUCUCCUUCAGAAGGACUUGUAUAUAAGCCAUUCACUGCUCCGGAAUUUACCGGAGGAGGAUCUGGACCUUAUGGCAUGACUCCUCUAACAGGGAAUUUUAUAAACCCGAACUAUGGGAUUCCAGCUUCUCAUCUUCCCCAUCAAGGAACCGUACCCAUACCAGGUGUGCCUUCACCUGGUCACGGUUACUUGCCUCCAUAUGGUAUGCAGUUCAUGAAUCCAGUCAUGUCAGGUUCGGCUGUUGAACAAAUGAACUACGCUGGAUCAGAUCCACACGGUCAAUUAUCUGGAAGAGGAGCAAACUUCAAUAUGCAGCAUCAGAACUCUUGUAACGUGCCAUUGCAGAAGAGAGGAUCCACUCCGCAAGUUACUAUGUUCCAAGCAUCUAAAGAGAGUGAGCUACAUCGAAGCACUGCUAGUAGUCCCAGUGAAAGAGCUCCAAGGAAUCCUGAACGAAGAGAUGUACUUAGAGCUCCAAGGGUUCCUGAACGAAGAGAUGCACUUACACUGUUCCCAAUGGAUCCUGCUGGUUCAGCUCAACCUCAAAAGUCUGACCAGCCUAGAAGAGUGAUUAAAGUUGUGCCUCACAACCGUAGAUCCGCUACCGAGUCAGCAGCUCGAAUUUUCCAAUCUAUACAAGAAGAGAGAAAACAGUACGACUCUAUGUAGCUUGCAAGCUCAAAACUCUUUCUUAACUUGCAGAUAAUAUUGUCUUUCCUUGCUAUACCUUGUUAGAGUGGCACACUGUUCUUUCUCCGUGUUUUUGGUUGACCUGAUUACAUGUAGAUAAAGCAACUGAAGAAAUACAGGUAAGCAAUGUAAUAUGAAUUGUGUUGGGUUUCAUACCAUUAUGUAUACAACGAUUUAAGGGCAUUCUUGCCAGGACCUCCAUAGUACAACUCGGGUUUGUCAA